This is a messenger RNA of Nerophis ophidion (straightnose pipefish), 8344 nucleotides long. RefSeq names its product CREB binding protein a (gene crebbpa). The record is from RefSeq and is a predicted model, not a curated record. Bases 749 to 8152 code for a protein of 2467 amino acids. Gene Ontology annotation, cellular component: nucleus; histone acetyltransferase complex; transcription regulator complex. Gene Ontology annotation, biological process: positive regulation of transcription by RNA polymerase II. The transcript has 31 exons. NCBI's taxonomy places the organism in Eukaryota, Metazoa, Chordata, Actinopteri, Syngnathiformes, Syngnathidae. Gene Ontology annotation, molecular function: transcription coactivator activity; histone acetyltransferase activity; chromatin DNA binding.
AAAAACUUUUUUUGUAUCGAAGGAAUCAACGGCCGCCAUCUUGUUGUGGCUCGGAAUCGGGAUUUCGGCCCCACACUGGCUUUUACGUUGAAAUUGACCAUCCUCGCUGCUUUAUGACAGCGUCCCGCCCCCCCGAAAACGCAACCUUAUCAUCACCUCGGCGGCAUUUUGUGCGAAAACACGGGAGUCUGCUCGGUGGUCGGUAUAUCGGAUCCCCCCCCUCCUCCUCCCUCCUCCAGAGUGCGCCGGGCAGUAUUGUUUACGGUUGAGAAGAAGAGAAGUGCAAACAAAUCUCCUUUUUUUUUGUUUUUUGUAUGCCAUUUUUUAUUGUAUUUUUUGUUUUUUGCAUGAAGAAAUAUGACGUCACGCGAAAUGAGUACUUUGAACGGCUAGAAUUUACGACCUUUUCAUCGGAAUGCGGCACUGUACCUGACCUCAUUGGAUUGACGCCCGGGGAGUUGGAGCUUUUCAUUUUCACCGUUUAAUGCUCAUAAUGUGGCUGCUGGGUGUCGGGGUUAUCAUGGGUUGAAUGGCGAUGGCGAAGCGGGGCGCUGUUGCAUCUCUUUUGAAGACACGCACCACCACGGAGGAGCUAAAGUGCUAUUAGCUGUUAACUUAGCGUAUAGCGGGCGUUUUUGAAGCUAGCUAUUUGUCAGUUAGCAGACGUUAGCAGGCGUGCUAAUGUGCUAACCCGACUAAAAUCCAACUAUAAUCUCGGUUAUCGUCUAUACUGAACGGUGGGAGAACCAUGGCUGAGAACCUGCUGGACGUCGGACCUCCGAGCUCUAAGCGGCCCAGACUGAAUUCACCUGCCCUGUCAGCGUCCGAUGGAGCAGAUCUUGGGUCACUGUCUUGGGACGAUUUGGAAAACGACCUUCCAGAUGAGCUGAUACCCAAUGGUGGGGAUCUGAGCCUGAUGGGUGGAAUGUCCACAAAUGGAGGCUCAACACCUGUCGCUGGUGGGCCGGGUGGUGGCACUGUGCUCCCAGAUGCUGCCGCAAAGCACAGGCAGCUCUCAGAGCUCCUACGAGCCGGUAGCACCUCUACAAUCACAGGCGCAGGACUGAGCUCUGGUAGCCCACAACCAGGAAGUAUGGGCCCUCAGCAUGGAACACCAUUGGGAAAAAGCCCCCUUGGUCAAGGCUCCCCCAACAACCACUCAUCCCCUCAAGGCCAAAAAGCAGGAACAGCAACUGGAACAGCAGGGCCGAACAACAACAAUGCUGCCACAUUGAGUAUGAACAAUCCAGGCUUCAACCAGGCCUUGAUGAAUAACAACCAGGGUCAUUCUGGGCUACAAGCUCAGGGUGGUCAGUCUCAACCUGGGCAAGUCAUGAACGGGGGACUUGGGCCCGUAGCUGGAAGAGGACGAGGAUCAGGGGUGGUAGGGCUACAGUACCAGGGACAGACAUUGCAAGGAGCUUCGCCGGGAACGAUAGGAGCUAGCAGUGCUUUGGCAGAUACGCUUUCACAGGGAGGACAGCAGAUGGGUGCACAUGCUACGCUCAGUCCGGGACAGCAAACAAGCAACAUGAACAAGAUGGGCUUGGGUAGCAGUGGGGUUCCAUUUGUGACUCAGUCCUAUGGACCGGGAGCUGCAGGGCCUGGCCAGCAGAUAAACCCUCAGCAGCAUCCCCAGAACAAGACUGCCCUUGCCAACAGUCUACCACCUUUUCCCAGUGAACUCAAGGGGGCAGCUGUUACCAGUGUGCCAAACAUGCAGCAGCCGCAGCAGCAGGCAGCCAUGCUGCCCGUGGCCAGUGGUGGAGGAAUGGCAGUGCCUUCAGCAGGCCCGACAGCUGACCCUGAGAAGCGCAAACUGAUCCAGCAGCAGCUGGUACUUCUGCUCCAUGCACACAAGUGCCAGCGACGGGAGCAGGCUAAUGGAGAGGUACGAGCCUGUGACCUACCCCACUGCCGCACCAUGAAGAACGUCCUCAACCACAUGACCCACUGCCAAGCUGGGAAAUCAUGCCAGGUGGCUCACUGUGCAUCAUCCAGACAGAUCAUCUCCCACUGGAAAAACUGCACACGACACGACUGUCCGGUCUGCCUGCCAUUGAAGAAUGCUAGUGACAAGCGCACACAGCAGCCCAUGAGUUCCCCAAAUGCUGCUCUCCAGAACCCCAUGUCUGCAGUUGGUGGGGGCCAGUCCAAUGCUCCUUCUAUCAAUACCUCAACCCCAAUAGACCCUAGCUCUAUGCAGAGAGCCUACGCAGCACUUGGGCUGCCUUACGGUAGCCAAGCCACUGGGCAUGCCCCGACCCAACAGACCCCAGGUUCAGGGCCGCCGACAGGUGCACAGAAUGCCCAGGCCCAGCAAAUGAGAACCAUCAAUGCACUUGGUAAUCAGAAGUCCCUUGCAGGUGCCACAAUUGGUGUGACUACUUCGGAACAGACCAACCUGCACACAGACUCUCUUCCCAACACACUCAACACUAACAAUCAGCUGUUGUCAGACGGAUUAGCCCCAAGCACAAUGAGCAAUCUGCCCACAGCAGCACCCAUCUCCGCAACAGGCACUAGGAAAGCCUGGCAUGAGCAUGUCACCCAGGACCUGCGCAAUCAUCUUGUACACAAACUAGUGCAGGCCAUAUUUCCCACCCCUGACCCGGCAGCAUUGAAGGACAGACGAAUGGAGAACCUAGUUGUGUAUGCCAGAAAGGUGGAGGGGGACAUGUAUGAGUCAGCGAAUAGCCGGGAUGAGUACUAUCAUUUCCUUGCUGAAAAAAUUUAUAAAAUUCAAAAGGAGCUAGAGGAGAAAAGACGCUCACGGCUGCCAAAGCAGAUCAUCAAUCAGGCACCUAUGACAACCCAGGGCACCCAGCAGCCUUGUCUCCCACAACCCAACACCUUAGGCCCCAGGCCACAGAAUGGACCUGUCCCUCUGCCCAACAUGCCAAAUCAAAUCAUAAACCGCAUGCAGGUUCCCCAAGGAAUCAACCAAUUUAAUCACAUGGCUCUGCCGAACGCACAGAUGUCUCAGGCGACAAUGGGGACCCGAGCUGCCUCUCCAAUGGCCCACCCUCAACAAAUGAAUAUGAGCUCUGUCCCAGCGGUGGGCAUGUCACCCUCCAGAAUGCCUCAAGCCCAGGGUAUGAUUGCCAGUCACAACAGUGGCAACAUUGUGGGCCAGACAGCCAACCAGGGACAGUUUAUGGCUCAGACUCAGUUCCCUCCGGGAUCUACUGCUGUUUCUGCAAUAGGAGCAAUGAAUGUCACUUUGACACCCGGUAUGGGUCAGCCACAAGCACAGGCUGCUGUGACCCAGCAGCAGCAGCAGGGUGCUAACCCCCCCAUGAAUGCACUUGGCCCCUCGUUAGGCACUCAACUAGUCUCCUCCCAAACCCCCUUGCUCUCAACACCUCCGCCUGCUGCCUCUUCCGCCUCCACAGCUGGGGCUGUCACUAACCCGCCCUUCCCCCAGUCCUCCAGCCGUAGUGCCACUCCCACCCAGUCUGGUCUUGCCUCUACCCAAGGUGCCACUCCACCCUGCCCCUCUCAGCCCCAAACCCAAGUGGAACUUCCCUCAACAGCCCAGACGCAGCCCCCGCCUCAGCCCUUUACUCAGCCCCCUACCACACCGCUGUCUCAACCAGGCACCAGUCUGGACAACCGGGUGCCUACGCCAGCCUCGGCUGCUAGCGCUGACCUGCACUCGCAGCAUGCCACAGCAGACUUGCCGCCUACGGAGGUCAAAGGAGAGGCACGCCAAGAUCAACAAGAUUUUGGCCAUACUGGCGGCAAACAUGAAAUCAAGAUGGAGACUGAUGAAGACUCUAGUACCUCAUCAACGAAGAAGGAGGAGCCACAAAUGAAGCAGGAGUCAAUGGAGGUAGAGGAGAAAAAGAUUGAACUGAAGACAGAGCCCAAAGAGGAGGAAGCAGAGGGAGCCAACAGAACCUCCUCUUCAUCGCCCUCUCGGAAGAAAGUCUUUAAGCCAGAAGAGUUGCGCCAAGCUCUGAUGCCGACUUUGGAAUCUCUCUACAGACAGGAUUCAGAGUCACUGCCCUUUAGACAGCCUGUUGACCCCAUGCUUCUGUGUAUUCCGGACUACUUUGACAUUGUUAAAAACCCAAUAGAUCUGUCCACAAUAAAACGCAAACUAGACACAGGCCAAUAUCAAGAUCCUUGGCAGUAUGUGGAUGAUGUCUGGCUAAUGUUCAACAAUGCAUGGCUGUACAAUCGUAAGACAUCUCGUGUGUAUAAGUGCUGCUCCAAACUGGCCGAGGUGUUCGAGGUGGAGAUUGACCCUGUCAUGCAAAGCUUGGGCUACUGCUGUGGGAGGAAGUUUGAGUUUUCUCCUCAAACUCUCUGUUGCUAUGGGAAACAGCUAUGCACCAUCCCAACUGGAGGCACAUACUUCAGUUAUCAGAACAGGUACCAUUUUUGUGAGAAAUGCUUCAAUGAGAUUCAGGGAGAGAGCGUGACGUUAGGAGAUGACCCUGCACAACCACAGACGAUGAUCUCAAAAGACCAAUUUGAAAAAAAGAAGAAUGAUGUACUAGAACCUGAGCCGUUUGUUGAAUGUAAAGAUUGUGGAAGAAAAAUGCACCAGAUAUGUGUCUUGCACUACGAGGUCAUUUGGCCAUCUGGAUUCGUCUGUGACAACUGUUUGAAGAAGAGUGGCAAAACACGGAAAGACAACAAGUUCUCUGCAAAAAGACUACAGUCAACGCGACUGGGAAUGUAUAUAGAGGAUCGCGUCAAUAAAUUCCUUAAGAGACAGAACCAUCCAGAGGCUGGAGAGGUGUUUGUGCGGGUGGUUGCAAGCUCUGACAAAACAGUGGAGGUUAAACCAGGCAUGAAAGCUAGAUUUGUAGACACAGGUGAAAUGCCUGAGACUUUUCCCUAUCGAACCAAAGCACUUUUUGCCUUCGAAGAGAUUGAUGGCGUUGACGUGUGCUUCUUUGGCAUGCAUGUACAGGAGUACGGGUCUGAAUGCCCAUACCCCAACACUAGACGAGUCUACAUAUCGUACCUUGACAGUAUUCACUUCUUCAAACCUCGACUUUUACGAACAGCAGUGUACCAUGAGAUCCUCAUUGGUUAUCUAGAAUAUGCUAAGAAACUUGGCUAUGCUCAAGGUCACAUUUGGGCCUGUCCACCAAGUGAGGGGGAUGACUACAUUUUCCACUGCCACCCUUUUGAGCAGAAGAUUCCUAAACCUAAGAGACUCCAGGACUGGUAUCGGAAGAUGCUAGACAAAGCUUUUGGAGAAAGGAUCUUGCACGACUAUAAGGAUAUUUUCAAACAGGCAACUGAGGAUCGUCUAACCAGCGCCAAUGAGUUGCCCUACUUUGAAGGUGAUUUCUGGCCUAAUGUGCUAGAAGAAAGCAUCAAGGAGCUGGAGCAGGAGGAGGAGGAAAGAAAGAAAGAAGAAAACACUGCAGCCACUGAAACUCCUGAGGGCACUCCAAGUGACAGCAAAAAUGCUAAGAAGAAAAACAAUAAGAAGACUAAUAAAAACAAGAGCAGCUUGAGCCGAACCAACAAGAAGAAGCCUGGAAUGCCGAAUGUAGCUAAUGAUCUGUCCCAGAAGCUUUAUGCCACCUUGGAGAAGCACAAAGAGGUGUUCUUUGUAAUCCACCUCCACUCUGCUCCCAUGAUCAACACCUUGCAUCCCAUCAUUGACCCUGACCCCCUGCUCUCCUGUGACCUAAUGGAUGGCCGGGAUGCUUUCCUGACUUUGGCCAGGGACAAACAUUGGGAGUUCAGCUCUCUCAGGCGGUGCAAGUGGAGUACAAUGUGCAUGCUGGUUGAGCUGCACAAUCAGGGACAGGACCGCUUUGUCUACACUUGCAACGAGUGCAAGCACCAUGUGGAGACACGCUGGCACUGCACUGUGUGUGAGGACUUUGAUCUUUGCAUUAGUUGUUAUAACGCAAAGGGCCAUGAGCACCAAAUGGUGAAAUGGGGUCUAGGCCUGGAUGAUGACAACAGCCAGGGCGGUGAGGCUUCAAAGAGUCCACAGGAAAGCCGACGUUUAAGCAUCCAACGUUGCAUCCAGUCUCUUGUCCACGCUUGUCAGUGUCGCAAUGCUAACUGCUCUCUGCCGUCCUGCCAGAAGAUGAAAAGAGUGGUGCAGCACACAAAGUGCUGCAAACGGAAAACAAACGGUGGCUGUCCUGUAUGCAAACAACUUAUUGCUUUAUGCUGUUACCAUGCAAAAAACUGUCAAGAGAACAAGUGUCCUGUCCCAUUCUGCCUGAAUAUCAAGCACAAGCUUCGCCAGCAGCAGCUUCAACACAGACUUCAGCAGGCUCAGUUAAUGAGGAGAAGAAUGGCUACCACGCAAGGCAGAACAAUGCCGCUACCGUCCCCACCUGCAUCAGCUGCUCCAAGUACCCCCACUUCCCAUGCCACGCCCAACACACCUCAGACACCACAGCAGCCACUCUCCAAUCAGCCUCUGACCCCCAACUCAACAGGAGGCAUGUCUCCUUCUUUCCCCAAUGCACCUCGCAAAGGACAGCCUCAAGCAGCUGUGUCCCAGGGUAAGCCAGGGCCCCAUGUCUCUCCUCUACAUCAGCAGCAAUCCCCAGUACCACAGCCAACUCAGCCACAGCAAAUACAACAGCAGCCUCCCCUGGCUGCUGUCAAAAUGGCACGACACAUCGAAUUGAUGGCCCAAGCCCAACAGAACCAGCAAAACUACCUGGUCAACAUGAACGGCUUGCCCAUGAAUCCCCAGCAGCCUCUACAGCGCAUGACGGGACCAAUGCAACCACCUAUGCAGAUGGUACCGGGGCCUAGGGGACCACAAGUCAUGCAACCAAACAUGGCCCCAGGUCAAUGGCCUGGCGCUCCAGGGCCUAUGCAGGCAACACAGACUCAACAACCAGGCCUUGUCCCAGGCCAGACCCCACCACAGCCCAUGACCCUGCAGCGAGCCAUGAUGACCCCAGGACAGCAGCCCCAGGGGCAGAGAAUGCUCAUACCACACCAGCCUGGUGCACGGCCUCAAGCACCACAAAGACCUGGUGCUAUAGCCCCCAAUGCCCUCCAUGAUCUUCUUCGCACACUCAAGUCUCCUAGCUCGCCCGAGCAACAGCAACAAGUUCUCAACAUCCUCAAAUCCAACCCUCAGCUCAUGGCUGCUUUUAUCAAACAGCGAACAGCCAAGUAUCACGCCAACCAACCACAACAGCAGCAACCAGGUCAACAACAGCCGCCUGGUUUGCCCACGAUGCAGGCGCUGGCCUUGCCUGGAGGAACUGUGCAAAGGCCAGGAAUGCCAUCUCAACAGCCCCAGCAGCCUCUGGCUCAGGGUAUGGCGACGUUGGGGCCUCAAGGCCAGCUGAUGAACGCAGCACAUACCAACCCACAAAUUCAAGAGCUUUAUCGCCGGCAACUCUUGAGACAGCAGCAGCAGCAGCAGCAACAACAACAACAACAACAGCAACAACAACAGCAGCAGCAGCAACAAGGCGUGAUGCCACAGGGCCACCCCAGCCAGUUCCCCGCACAGGGUACAGCAACUACGUACUCUCAGCUCCGCAUACAACAACAACAGCAACAGCAGCAGCAGAUUCAAGCCAUGCAAGCAGGAGCAGGCGGAGGGCCCAUGGGGCAGCUCCCACCCAUGGCACAGAUGGCACAGCCUGGCAUGGGAUUAGACCCUUCUCAGAAUCUGCUACAUCAACGCAUGCUUCAGCAGCAGCAGCAGCAGCAGCAGCAACAACAACAACUUCCCCAGCAGCAGGCCGUCCUCAAGCAACAGAUGGGCUCUCCUGCCCAGCCUAGCCCCAUGAGCCCCCAGACCCACUUGCUUGCCGGUCAGGGUGGGCCACAUCUCCCCGGCCAGCCCACACUAGUCAACAGUCUCAGCAACCAAGUGCGCUCGCCUGUGCCAGUUCAAUCCCCCUGUCCGACCUCACAGCCACCGCCACAUUCCAGUCCCUCGCCGCAUAUUCAGAACCAACCGCAGCCGUCGCCGCAACACCCGCCUCCGUCUCACUCAAUUUCUCCCCAUCCAGGACUCGGGGGCCCUUUGUCAGGGUCCUUAGAACAGGCACACUUGGGGACACCAGAACAAAGCGCCAUGCUACCGCAGCUUAACCCUCCCAACAGGGGGGUGUUAAAUAGUGACUUAAGCAUGGUGGGAGAUGCUACAGGUGACACGCUAGAGAAGUUUGUGGAGGGUUUGUAGCAUUUCUGCUGCGAAAUGAAGAACUAUGUCCCAAUUGUCCUGAUUUCCCCUCAGACUCUUUUAUGAAAGAGUGCUUUGUUCUUUCUACUAUUGAGAUUGUUUUUGUACCUGUUAUAAAAGCUGUUGUAAAAACAAAAAAGAAAAUUGUUAAGAGGAAAAAUAAAAAUCCAACAUCCCAUUGGGAUUACAAUA